Messenger RNA from Plasmopara halstedii, 288 nucleotides. RefSeq lists its product as uncharacterized. Lineage: Eukaryota; Oomycota; Peronosporomycetes; Peronosporales; Peronosporaceae. The transcript is spliced from 3 exons. The record is from RefSeq and is a predicted model, not a curated record. Bases 1 to 288 code for a protein of 95 amino acids.
AUGACGAAGAAACGCAAGGAUAAUCGUUACGUUUACAUUACUGAGCGUACAAAGUAUCUCCAUCACACCAUUCCUCCAAUCGACACCGUGGUCGAAGAAGAUAAAAUACGUAAGAAUCUUAUAUUAGCGAAAGAGGCUGGCAACUGGAAGCUAGAGGCCCAGGCGUUGAUGCAGCUCGGUCAGAUAUUGAAGUGGCGAGGUCAAGAAGAACAGGGCAAAGCAUACCAGAUCCAAGCUUCUUCAGUUUUACGGGCACACACGUUCGCAGCAGACAAUGAAUACAACUAA